AUGACGUGGGUGAUUCAGUGGGACCCGGAAUGUCAUGAGGCGCUCGGUGACCCCAAUAGCCAUUUCAGUUUGCCUGCAUAUGAUGCGUUGGCGGAGGGCAAAGCCAACUCUAUAAAUGCGGUUUCUCUCCCCAGCAAGCUUACCCUACCAGAAAAAGGCAUAGCCACACCCCAGUUCUGUGAGAUGACCCUCAACCGUGACCUGUACAUAGCUUUCAUCGACUUAACGAAAGUUUUUGAUACUGUCAAUAGAGAACUGCCCUGGACAGUUCUCUCUAAGUUUGGUGUUCCUCCAAAAUUUCUUAAAAUCCUCAAGAGCUUCCAUGAGGAUAUGCAAGCAUGUGUACUUGCAGGAGCCACGAAAUCCAAACCCUGUAGCAUUGAGGUCGGUGUGAAACAGGGAUGCGUUCUGGCCUCCGUCAUCUUCAAUCUCUACCUCACAGCAGAGGCCCUGAUCAGCCUUAACUCCAUGAGCGACGAUGACGGCGUGAAGAUGCAAUUCCACUUAGACGGCAACCUGUUCAACCUCCGCCGCCUCCAGACAAUAACGAAAACGUCGACCUCCCACCUCCUGGAGCUCCAAUAUGCUGUCGACUGCUCUCUAGUUGCUCACUCCCUAGAGGCUCUCCAACACAUUUUCUCGAUUGUCUUCCCCAUACAUCAGACCAUCGGACGAGAAAUUAACAUCCAAAAUACAGAGAUAACUGAUCAACACAGAGGUGCAGACCCACCACCUGCAUUCGUGGUCAACGGAGAACCUGUCAAACAAGUAGAACAUUUUACAAACCUUGGUAGCGCUCUUACUCCAUAG
Messenger RNA from Homarus americanus (American lobster), 810 nucleotides. RefSeq lists its product as uncharacterized. The transcript is spliced from 2 exons. NCBI's taxonomy places the organism in Eukaryota, Metazoa, Arthropoda, Malacostraca, Decapoda, Nephropidae. The record is from RefSeq and is a predicted model, not a curated record. The coding region runs from base 1 to 810 and encodes 269 amino acids.